CACGUGCGGAAUAAAUAGUCUUGUUAAAACAAAAUAAAAUAAAUUUGUUUCCAAAAUAUAAUAAAUAUCCAUUGUGUUUCGAAAAUGGCUAUUCCAAAAAUCGAAUCAAAUGCAAAACCGAAAAAAAUUGUAUUUGAUGAUGAUGGCGAAAUCGUCAGCGAAGCAAAACAAAAAUCGAAAAAUAAAAAGGAAAAGUCGGUGAAAAAUACUGAUGCAGAGAACGUAGAUGCGGUCAAGGAUGAGGAUGAUGCAGAAAUUGGAGAUUUUGCUGAAGAGGAAGAAGAUGACUAUUUCUCAAUGAGGGAAAAGAAAAAGUCCAAACAAAAAAAUGAUAACAAUGAGAAGGAAUCCGAGACACAGAAAAAGUGGUAUUACAUUUAUCCACAAUACCCUGCCACUGAGGAAAUUUUAGAUAUGAAAGAUAAUGAUCAGAUGGAAUUGUAUAAUAUUUGCCGCUCUUCGUAUGAUCAGGAAAAAGCGAUAUUUUUAAAACAAAAUCCAUCCGAUUCUAGGUGGCUUCAAACUGCUCUCCACAAAGGUACAGCCAAAGAUCGAGCUAAUGCUGGUGCCUUAUUAGUUACCAGUAAUCCUUUAGCUAAUCUUGAGGCACUUUCAACACUCAUAGGAUUUACCAAGAUAUCAAAUAAAUCUAGCGCUGAAGUGAUAUCUAUAGUUACUGAUUUGUGGAAGGAGGUUCUGCUGCCUCCUAAUCGAAAGCUUUAUUCCCUUCAAAUGCGAGGUGCGGAUUGGAAAUUAGUUAGAAAGGACACAAAUCUUACUAAAGAACAGCAAAGAAAAAUAUAUGCGUAUUGGCAUUUUGAAAAUGAACUGAAGGACCAGUAUUUUGAAUUUUUAAAGAAUAUUCAACAAGGCAUCCAGACCGGACAGGAUAAUAAUAAAACUGUAUCAAUUCUAACGGCAUCACAACUGUUAUCAUUUGCCCCUGAAAAAGAGCAAAUGUUAUUGACAAUGCUGAUUAAUAAAUUGGGUGACCCGGUGGCUAAAAUAGCAUCGAAAGCUUUGCACCAUUUGAGUGAUGUGGCCCAUCGUCAUCCCAAUAUGUGUGGAGUGAUUGUUAAUGAAACUGAGAAACUUCUAUUCCGUAAUAAUAUCUCCGAGCGAGCCCAACAUUUUGCUCUUUGCUACUUGUCAAGCAUAGCACCUGCCGGUCGACCAGAGGUCUGCACAAAAUUAGUUCACAUUUGCUUCUCCCUAUUCAAGGUUCUGGUCCAAAAGGGAGCUAUCAAUAACCGAACUAUGCAGGCCAUAUUACGCUGUUUACAAAAGGCCAUAUUGGAAGCCAAGCCGGCUUCUGGCAGCACUGAAUUGCUAAGCAAAGAGAUGCAAGAUACUAUAUAUCGUUUGGUGCAUUUGGCCGAUAUUCGGGUUUCUAUACAGACACUUGGCUUGUUGCUGCAAUUGGUUUCCGUCAAGACAGAGAAAAGUGAUCGUUUCUAUAAUGCCUUAUACAUUAAAUUGGUUGACAUGAACCUAACAACUAUUGGCACGAAAUGUGCCGCCCAGUUGCUGCACAUUGUCCACAGGGCGAUAUUUAUCGAUACGAAUUUGGCUCGUGCUCAAGCUUUUGUCAAACGGUUGCUGCAGUUGGCUCUUUGCAUGCCCUCAAAUAUGGCAGCUGGUUGCUUAAUCGUAAUACACAAAUUAUUACGUAGUCGUAAGGAACUUUGUCCUGAGGAGGAAAGCGACACAACUGGUGGUAAUGCCGUGAAAGUAUCAGUGACUGACGAAGAAUUGUCAAAGUUCGAUAGUGAUGGCGAAGAAAAGUAUGAUGAUGUUGUCGACACAAAUGACGGCAAGAUUGAGGAAAACCCAGACACUGGCAAUGUCGAAUCUUCAUGGCAUCAUUCCAAAGUAGCGCCAUGUGAGAUUGAAAGUAAAGUUCGUGAAAUGAAUCCCAGUAAAUAUGACCCCUAUCAUAGAGUGCCAGCAUUUGCCGGAGCCGAAUACUGUCUGCGAAAUGAGCUAAUAUUGCUGCGGGAACAUUUUCAUCCCACUGUUCAAGUUUUUGCCGAAAGCAUCUUAAACAAUAAACGUAUUGAUUACUAUGGUGACCCACUGCGUGAUUUUGGUCUACCACAUUUUUUGGAAAGAUUUUCUUUCAAGAAUCCCAAAAAGCUGGACCAAGAGAAAUCAAAUGUAACGGCAUUAGGUCACAAGCAUUAUAUAUCGUAUGGACCUCGUGGCAUGCCAGUAAAGAAUCUAACUCGUAACAAUUGCAGCGAAGAGGAAAUGUUUAUAUUUAAUUAUCUGGAACAAAAGCGUAAGCAAUCGGUUGUGACAAAACCAAAAACUGAAGACGAAGAAGAUGACGAGGAGAGUCCACUAAAAACUGGAGAUGUAGAUGACGAUGAAUUUGAACAGUAUCUAGAUGGAUUCUUUGGUAAAAAGUCAUCUAAGGCAGAGAAACAUGAGGCCGAUGCCGAAGAAUUAGACUUUCUCAAAGAGUUUGAAGAUGUCCUGGGAGCAGAUGCAAAACAGAGUAAAGGAAAAGCCAAGAAAAAACUUGCUGCUGAUGAAGAGGAUAAUAUGGAAGAUAUUGAUGCCGAUUGGGGCGAUGAUGAUGAUGAUGACAAAGGCAGUGAUUUGUCAAUGGACGAGGAUGGUUCUAUUGAUCUCAAUCAAAAUGAAGAUGGCGAUGAAGACGAUGACGAUCAAUCAAUAUCUAUGGAUGAAUUUGAGGACAACGAAGAUGAACCGGACCAUAGUAGUGACAGUGAUAUCGAUGCAGAUGAUGAUGACGAUGAACCAAAACAUAAAAAAUCAAAGAAAGAUGCAUUAUCAGACAUGAACGAACGUAACUUUGCCAAAAAGUUAAAACACAGUGAUGAUAUGAGUUCCCUCUUUGCUGCUGCCGAUGACUUUGCUGAAUUGUUAGAAGAAACGGGCAAAACAAAAGGUCAAGGUACCUUAAAUGCUGUUUUCAACGCCGACAAGUCCUCAGAAAAACAAUUACAAUGGGAAGAACAGAGGCGUUCGAAUACAAAAUCAUACAAAAAUAAAUCAAAACCAAGCGGUGGUAAAAUGUUUUCGAAGAAACGUAAACAUUAAUAAUAACAUUAUAUUUUUAUUUACAAUAGUUAUUGUUUAUUUUAAAAAUAAAAAAAGUUUAAAAUUUUAUAUAUGUACAAUAA
Molecule: messenger RNA, 3152 nt
Organism: Calliphora vicina (urban bluebottle blowfly)
Lineage: Eukaryota; Metazoa; Arthropoda; Insecta; Diptera; Calliphoridae
Gene: Noc1
Product: Nucleolar complex protein 1
Exons: 6
Coding region: 85-3069 (994 amino acids)
Cellular component (GO): nucleus
Source: RefSeq, a predicted model, not a curated record